This is a messenger RNA of Peronospora farinosa, 1674 nucleotides long. Lineage: Eukaryota; Oomycota; Peronosporomycetes; Peronosporales; Peronosporaceae. The record is from the annotation of a GenBank genome assembly.
AUGGACGUACAAUCCGAAACGUCUCCGCUUGAAAAAGCUGCGUCUUCGAGCGAUAUUAGUGACCAUGAGACCAUGGAUAACUGUAAAAAUCCAUCGCUCCCUUUGGCUCAUUCUGCGCCGCUAAAAUCCAUGUCCACCAGUGCGAUCGACGAGCACGAAAGUUACGAUCUCUUUGGAUGCGGUCCCAACGUCCCUGAGAUCGCUGAAGUCGAAAAAGAAGCUGCACCCAUGGCCAGCACAGCUCCAGUGGAAGAGGGGGGUAUUGGGGAGGUGCCCGUAUUUGUAGAGCCAGUAUCUCCCAAUAACUAUGAUCUUUUUCCAGCAUUGGCAGUAACGGACAAACCACAUAAUGUUGAAACGGUAGCGGACGAGUCGGAGCUUCUCCCGUUAUCAGGAGGAUCUAGUUGCAGUGGUAGCAGUACCGCUACUGGUACUGUAUACGUGGAUGGAUCGUUCCAUGGAGAUGUAUCACUUGCCAACAGUACCAUUAUGCAGGUGGCUCCUGUUGAAAAACAAGAGACUACAUUACCGAUGUACAAGAUGGCAGGCAAUGCAGUAGAUAUUGUAGCAGUAAAGAACACGGACGGGAAGUAUCUUACGACGUCGUGGCACGUGUCAUUCUCGUGGUCACGCUUUCGAACAAGUUAUGCUACUGGUGUGGGUGAUAUGGUGAGGAUUCUAGUGAAUGGUAAAGAGAUGCCUACAAAAAUGGAGCUGCUAGAGCGAGGAAGAUGUACAUUUGUUACGGGUGGCAUGAUUAUUCCACCCGAAGACCUGCUCUUUGCGGAUCUGUCGGAAGAACUUCCGAACCAUGUGCGAUUCGAGCACUUUCAAAAGUAUACAAACACAGUCCGCUAUGUAGACGCAAAGCUGCAUCUCUGGGGACCGAAUGAAUCGGUCGUUGUUGUUGACUUGGAUGGCACAUUGACUAUCAGUGACGUUGAAGGACACAUUCGUACUCUGCGCCUUGGCCAGUACGAUUUCCUGCACGCAGGAACUUGUGACUUCUUCACCAAGUUGCACGAGCUGGGGGUGCGAAUCGUGUACCUCACUGCACGUCCACUUGACUGGGCUACUGCGUCACGGGCACAUUUGGAAAAUGCAGUGCAACAAUCAAUCUCGUUGCCGCCAGGAGUUCUCAUCACGAACUCGACUGGCCUCACUGGUGCACUUUUCACGGAAGUUGUAAACAAGACACCACACCUUUUCAAAAUUCAAGUGCUGAAUGAGCUGCAGCUUACGCUGAUUCAUGCUGGCCGAGUGGUUGAGCAUCCAGUGUUCGUUGCAGGUUUUGGCAAUCGCCCCACCGACAUCGUAGCCUACGAAGAGGUGGGUAUGGACCGUAGUCUUAUCUUCAUGCUAGACCCGUACUCGAACGUGAAAGCCGUGUCCGAUCCACGUCUCUACGAGUCAUACAGUGAUCCUAACGUGCUGCUGUGGCUGCUACCCAAGCUUAAGCACCGUGUACCCAUCGAAAAGGUCGGCCGUAUCGAUGAUUAUACAGUGCGUGAGCUCGUUCUGGCCGAAGACCGCGAACAACUACGAAUGGCCGAGAUACAGGCUCGUCAAUUGCAGGAAGAAGAAUUUGAGCGUGCUCGUCAGGAGACCAAUCAAGCCCGAAAUUACUCUUCAAGAAACGCUUAUCGGCCCAGCAGCAAAAAAUUCUUACGGUAA